AUGAGGUAUGUCGUCUUUCUUUGCGCUAGCGCCUCCCCCAAUGCCGUCGUCCAAGAACUCGCUGCAAGACCCGCCCCCGCGCAGAGACAGCCUCAGCUACCGCGCGCACCACCCCCGUCCUCCCAGCUCGUCGUCGUCGCUGUGCCUGAAGGUCUACCGCUUGCGGUCACGUUGGCGCUUGCAUUUGCGACGAAGCGAAUGACACAGGAAAAGUUGCUCGUGCGCAUCCUCGGGUCCUGCGAAACGAUGGCAAACGCAUCUGUCAUCUGCACGGACAAGACAGGUACCUUGACGCAAAACGAGAUGACCAUCGUCGCCGGCUCCGUCGGCGUUCACUCCAAGUUCGUGCGGCAAUUUGAGGACAACAAGGCGCGCUCGAACGUCGAUGACCUGAACACGUCGGACGACCGCAAGCGCGUGCAGGACUUCUCGCUCGACCAGACGCUCUUCAACGACACGAUCGCCGUAAACUCGACCGCGUUCGGGGACCGCGACGCUGCGACGGGCGAGCUCGUGUUCGUGGGCAGCAAGACGAAGACGGCGCUGCUCAAGUUCGCGAAGGAGCUCGGGUGGGCGGAUUACAAGCAGGCCAUGGGCGUCGCGGUGAAGCUGCCCGACGGCCGGUGGCGGCUGCACGUUAAGGGCGCGAGUGAGAUUCUGACGGACAGGUGCUCGCAGCAUCUCGUGGUGGAGCAGGACGGCUCGGGCGAGGCGAUUGAGAUAGCGCCGAUCGGUGAACUUCCCUCAAACGACGCCGUGGCCGCAGAGCUCAGGCGUGUAGGCCUCGCCGCGAAGGAACACACGAAAGCAAAACCAAAGACCAUGCACGGGCCCCACCUCUCCCCUCUCCGUUCUAUCACACCCUCUUGA
This is a messenger RNA of Heterobasidion irregulare TC 32-1, 870 nucleotides long. RefSeq names its product calcium transporting ATPase. The transcript is spliced from 4 exons. NCBI's taxonomy places the organism in Eukaryota, Fungi, Basidiomycota, Agaricomycetes, Russulales, Bondarzewiaceae. The record is from RefSeq and is a predicted model, not a curated record. The coding region runs from base 1 to 870 and encodes 289 amino acids. Gene Ontology annotation, molecular function: P-type calcium transporter activity; nucleotide binding. Gene Ontology annotation, cellular component: intracellular membrane-bounded organelle. Gene Ontology annotation, biological process: intracellular calcium ion homeostasis.